AUGGAGCAAACCAGGCUAUUCCAACCGUCUUCUCUGAGACGGAAGAAUUUAAAGAAACUAACUCUUGGGGGCUCCUCCGCAUGCGUGGCUUCUCUUACCGUUGAGAGACCUUCAAUUAAUCGAUGUGGCUCUGACACACUUGCCAUGGGAUUACAUGCUGUGAAGCCCGAUAGCAGUGCAACUGGUGGAAAUCUGAUUCUGCAACCCAGUCCGACGGGGUCCGACUUGUCCUCAGCCGGUGUAACGCCAACUGAUGAAGUGAAGGAGCUGGAAUCUGAAUUUCAGAAUUUGUCGUUAUUCAAGGACAAUGGCAUACAGUUGCAGGACCUUGUUCAGCUUGGAAAGAUUGGGUCUGGUAACUCUGGUACAGUCAUCAAGGCAUUGCAUGUGCCAGAUUCGAGAGUAAUAGCCAAGAAGACGAUCCCGGUAGAAAAUAAGACAUUGGUUAAGAGCCAAUUGAUAAGGGAACUUUCCAUAAUGCAAAACGUCAAGCCUCACCAGAACAUAGUAGGUUUCUAUGGUGCAUUUUAUACCGCCUCCACAACAAAUGAAAUUGUCAUUCUUAUGGAGUAUAUGGAUUGUGGUUCAUUAGACAAAAUACUUUCGACGUAUAAGAGAUACUUAAGUCGUGGUGAGCUAGAAUUUCGCGACCCAUGGUUUAAUGAGCUUGUACUCUCUAAAAUAUCGUUUGCGGUUCUUAACGGCUUGAGCUAUCUCUAUGGACAUUAUAAGAUCAUUCACCGAGACAUUAAACCUUCCAAUGUACUAAUUAGCAGCAAGGGAUUCGUAAAAAUAUGCGACUUCGGCGUUUCUAAAAAGCUUAUCAAUUCUAUCGCAGAUACUUUUGUUGGUACUUCUACUUACAUGUCCCCUGAACGGAUUCAAGGAAGUGUUUACACAACAAAGGGUGAUGUCUGGUCCCUUGGUCUUAUGAUCAUAGAACUAGUGACCGGCGAGUUUCCACUCGGUGGACAUAAAGAUACACCUGAGGGUAUUUUGGAUCUUCUGCAAAGGAUAGUCAACGAGCCUCCGCCAAGAUUACCCUAUAACCCUGAGUUUUCAAAGGAGAUGGUCGAUUUUGUCAACCGGUGUUGUGUGAAAGAUGAGCGUGAAAGGUCCUCGUUACAGGAGCUUAUGUGCCAUGGCUUUAUCGAAAGGUACAAGUCGCAAGGUGAGCGAGAAUUUAGGCACUGGUGUAAACGAAUUAAGCGGAGGAUUAAGGAAGAUAAGAUGCUCAAGCGUGAGGAGAAAGAGCGAGCAAAGUUGGUUAGCCGUCAAUUGGAAAGUGCGGCAAAUGCGGCUGCUGCCGCGAGGCAAAAUCGUUAA
Molecule: messenger RNA, 1326 nt
Organism: Lachancea fermentati
Lineage: Eukaryota; Fungi; Ascomycota; Saccharomycetes; Saccharomycetales; Saccharomycetaceae
Source: the annotation of a GenBank genome assembly